GAGGUGGGCAAUCUGGAAGGAGGAAACGGAGAAGGCGGAGGGCUGUAAAGCCAAUCAGAGAGCGAGUGGACACCUGAGGAGGUGGACGAAGGAAGUAACCAAUGGAAAUGCGGGCGCUCGCACCUUCCGUCCAAUAAGCAUGGCGGAAGAGUGAAUGACCGCGGAAAAACGGGGAAGGAGGCAAGCGCUGUGCGACCAGAGCCACUGCCUUGCCCCCAGGAGACCGAAGACAUGGCACCCAAGAAGGCCAAGAGAAGGGCAGCAGCAGAGGGCGGAAGCUCCAAUGUCUUCUCCAUGUUCGACCAGACUCAGAUUCAGGAGUUCAAGGAGGCCUUCACGGUAAUUGACCAGAACCGCGAUGGCAUUAUCGACAAGGAGGACCUUCGGGACACCUUCGCAGCUAUGGGCCGCCUCAACGUGAAGAAUGAAGAGCUGGAUGCCAUGAUGAAGGAAGCCAGUGGUCCCAUCAAUUUCACGGUCUUCCUGACCAUGUUUGGGGAGAAGCUCAAGGGUGCCGACCCUGAGGAUGUGAUUACUGGAGCCUUCAAGGUCCUGGACCCUGAAGGGAAGGGCACUAUCAAGAAGCAGUUCCUGGAGGAGCUGCUAACCACGCAGUGUGACCGCUUCUCCCAGGAGGAGAUCAAGAACAUGUGGGCAGCUUUUCCCCCAGACGUGGGCGGCAACGUCGACUACAAGAACAUCUGCUACGUCAUCACGCACGGCGACGCCAAGGACCAGGAGUAGGGGGCUCUCUUAGUCCUCUACCGGCCAAAGCUUGCAGCCAGUCCGACCUCGACCCCCCCAUUCCCAAUAAAAUUGAACUGGUCUU
This is a messenger RNA of Tupaia belangeri chinensis (Chinese tree shrew), 829 nucleotides long. RefSeq names its product myosin light chain 11 (gene MYL11). The record is from RefSeq and is a predicted model, not a curated record. Gene Ontology annotation, molecular function: calcium ion binding. NCBI's taxonomy places the organism in Eukaryota, Metazoa, Chordata, Mammalia, Scandentia, Tupaiidae. The coding region runs from base 232 to 744 and encodes 170 amino acids. The transcript has 8 exons.